UUGGACAGGAUCAUUACUGACCCCAUCAUAUCUACGGAGAACACCGCAUUCAACUCUCCCGCCGACUCUAGACCACCAGCCGAGAAUAUCUUUGACCGACCCGCCGCUUCGGAGCAGACCUUGCCCACGGAGCGGGACCACUUGGUCGCUCCCAAGAAAGUAAAGAAACCGUUCUACCGUGCCAGACCUUUAUGGCUCGUCCCGUUCGCUCUAGCUACGUCACUCACGCGUGGGAUGACGCUGGCGUCACGCGUGGAGGUGUUCACUGAACUUUCAUGCAACCAGCUACAUGAUCCUUACAAACAUGCGUCCGUCCCCGUCGACGGGUUCAUGUUAGGCCUUCGUUCUACCGACCAUCUACCUGAGGCACAGGCACAACCUUCCAUUCCUUUGUUCUUCCCAUCCUCAUCUACAACGUCGCUCUUCAAAGAGUCCGAAGGUGAUGGCGUGAACGAGGGGGAUGAUCCACGGGUCAUACCUGGCAACAAGUGUGUUUCGGAUCCUGCUGUGCAGGCCAGGGCAGCCCGACUGCAGACUAUCAUGACAACCAUCAUGGGCGCACUUUCAGCUCUCACCACCGGCUGGUGGGGUCAAUUUGGGGAGCGAUACGGCCGCACCCGUGUACUCGGGGUCACCGCUUUCAGCCUCUUCAUGACUGAUCUCAUAUUUAUUCUUGUUUCUACGCCAAAUAGCCCCUUGGCUGGCCAUUCUCACAAGCUCUUGGUCCUUGCGCCAGUCAUAGAGGGCUUGCUUGGCGGAUGGUCCGCUAUGACAAGUGCUCAAUCAGCCUAUAUCACCGACUGCACAUCUUCGGGUUCUCGUGCAACAAUCUUUGCACGUUUCAGUGGGGUGUUGUUUGUCGGACUUGCUCUUGGGCCGAUCCUGGGAGCGUGGCUUAUCAGGCACCCAGUCUAUUUCUUGAGACUGUGGUUAGGCGACCAUCCAUUACAAAGUGUGAACUCUGUCUUCUGGGUGUCGAUCACGUGUUCAUUUGUCAACUUUCUUCUGGUAUCCUUCGUCAUCCCUGAAUCUCUUUCGGCUUCCCGUCGGGCGUCAAACCGCAAGGGCAAAAGUCGCGCUGUGGAAACCUCCGAGGCUAACACCAACGAUGGUCAGUACACAUGGUAUAUUUCGACUAGAAACCCUGGAAAUAUCGCAACGGGCAUUCUGAAAAACUUGCUGUCUCCACUUGCUGUCUUCCUCCCGUCCGAUAUCCCCGUUGCCGUUAGGGUUGCUGGCGAAGGGCAAGUUCGAAUACGCCGACGCAAAGACUGGAGUCUUACCUUGCUCGCAAUUGCUCUGGCGCUUAACAUGCUCGCUUCUGGGCUCUUCCAGCUUAAGUACCUCUAUGCAGAGCAUGUAUACGAUUGGUCUGCGGAGCAGCUGAGCUACUACAUCUCAUUCCAGGGUGCUGUUCGUGCUUGUUAUCUCCUUUUCCUCUUGCCUUUCCUUUUAGUCACUUUCAAGCCCGUUCGUUCUGCUGUCUCAGCGGCUGUACUUGCACAAGGUAAACAGAAUGGAAAACCUGUCCCGACGAUAUCCCAGCUUUUUGCGGAGAUGCGUUUUGAUCUUGUGGUGUUGCGUUGCUCGAUGAUUGCCGAGUUCUGCUCGCAUACAGCAGUCGUCUUUGCACCCCUUCCUUCGGGUGAUCGUUCCUCUACAUGGUGGUCGGAAUUCUUUUUUGUCGGUGCCACAUCUCUUGCAUGUGCUGGUGCUGGUAUCCUGCCUGCUGCCCAAAGCUUCGCGCUCAGUUCACUCCAAGGACGUGGUUUGGCUGAGAAAGAGGCAGCGCGCAUUCGUGCAGGCUCAGAUGGUGCUUUCAGUGACUGUGACGCGGUAUCUGAGCCUGGUAAACUCCUUGGAGCUCUUGCUGUUUUGCAGGCAGUCGGGUCGACCAUCCUUGGUCCCGUGCUCUUUGGCUUAGUUUACAGCGCCACGGUUGCUUCGUUCCCCAGAACUAUCUUCGUGGUUGCUGCAGGGCUCAUCCUGCUUUCUAUUGUUCUCACGUUCUUCAUUUCG
Molecule: messenger RNA, 2019 nt
Organism: Pisolithus orientalis
Lineage: Eukaryota; Fungi; Basidiomycota; Agaricomycetes; Boletales; Pisolithaceae
Exons: 8
Biological process (GO): transmembrane transport
Cellular component (GO): membrane
Molecular function (GO): transmembrane transporter activity
Source: RefSeq, a predicted model, not a curated record